Messenger RNA from Astrephomene gubernaculifera, 865 nucleotides. The record is from the annotation of a GenBank genome assembly. NCBI's taxonomy places the organism in Eukaryota, Viridiplantae, Chlorophyta, Chlorophyceae, Chlamydomonadales, Astrephomenaceae.
ACCUUGUUUCCUCAUUGUGGCUUCUUGCUAUCUUUGAAACCUUUACAAUGGCGCCAACUCCCUUUCCAACGAAUGAAGGCGCGGCUCCGGGAGCCAGCCAAGACGUGAUACUUAUUGUGAUUCUCCUGGGUGUCAUGCUUUUUUUCCUUAUCCGGAACAUUGGAAAGUUCUCGAGCUCUGGCAUGAAGGUGUCACGGGCGUCCAGGAAGGCCAGGGAAAGUGCUGAUGAAACCACAACUGCUGGAGAGGAGGAAGAGGAGGAGGAGGAGGAGGACGAGGGAGCAGAAACAAAGGAGGACUAAGGGUUUCCUAGGAGCAGCUGUAGUGGUGGUGCAUGGUGAACAGAAGCCACAUGUGCAGAGACCGGAAUGAUUUGGUUCCCAGCUGCUCACGAUGCUGGUUAAGCCAGGCCGUGUCAGGCACUGCUCAUCCAAGUGCCACAGAAGACCAAAUGUGCUUAUAGAUAGUGCUGUUCCCAGCUGCUCACGAAGCUGGUUGAGCCAGGCCGUGUCAGGCACUGCUCAUCCAAGUGCCACAGAAGACCAGAUGUGCUUAUAGAUAGUGCUAACCUUGCUCUGUCUAGCCCUUUCAUGUGCAUGUUACAUGUGCAUGUGUACAGCUGGUGCCUAUAGCCGCAGUCCAGUUGGUUGUUGCAAGUGGGUUGCCUUGAAUAUGGUCGCUUGACGCACGUUAUUAAGGAUUGCGAAGUGUACACGACGGUGCAGGGUGCAGUUUUGUACCAGUUGAGGUUUCAAGUGUCCAUAGGCAAGCCUGUAGGGAGCUUAUUGAAGUCAAGCGAAACAAUUUACACUUCUCUAGGAGAGAGGAAACUCCUUAACCACCCGUGUAACAAGUUGCGGGCCCA